CGUCUGAAAAGAAACGGAUUAAACACAAAUGUUGUUAACAAUGGUCCUGAAAUCCCAUGCUAUCAUUGUGUUGCCCAUGCCAUGUCAUUUGUGCUUCAUGUCACAUGUUCUUUAUGUCAUGGGUUCUUCAUGUCAUGUCUGCUUCAUGUCAUGUGUGCUUCAUGUGCGCUUCAUCUCAUGUCUGCUUCAUGUCAUGCCAAAGAGGGAGAGAACCUGGUGACCUUACCUGGAACAACAGCUACAGCAGUGCUACGUGCGGGCACCAAGAAUGUCCUCGAUGUGACAUAUGACAAGAUGUUUGGAGACACAGCUUUCGAGUUGCCCAGGAUCAACUAUGCCUUCAAUGGACAGAAGUACAGAUAUGCCUAUGGGUCUGUUUUGACACAAGAUUCAAAUCUGUAUCCACAGCUGAUGAAGGUGGAUGUGCAGGAGAGACAAAUGUAUGAGUGGAAAUGUGAAGAGACUCACGUGGUUGGAGAGCCAGUGUUUAUUGCAGCACCAGAAGCCAAGAAGGAAGAUGAUGGUGUGGUCCUAUGUCCCAUCCUGGCAAACACAACCAAGGACUCGUCCUUCCUGCUGGUGUUGGAUGCCUCGUCUUUCACGGAGAUCGCCAAGGCCAGCACACCUGCUGACCUCAAGAUGAAUGUCACCUUUCAUGGCAUUUUUGUCAACAAGGUGUUCUAG
Molecule: messenger RNA, 684 nt
Organism: Candidula unifasciata
Lineage: Eukaryota; Metazoa; Mollusca; Gastropoda; Stylommatophora; Geomitridae
Source: the annotation of a GenBank genome assembly